This is a messenger RNA of Cornus florida, 1301 nucleotides long. RefSeq lists its product as uncharacterized. Bases 232 to 951 code for a protein of 239 amino acids. The transcript is spliced from 6 exons. The record is from RefSeq and is a predicted model, not a curated record. NCBI's taxonomy places the organism in Eukaryota, Viridiplantae, Streptophyta, Magnoliopsida, Cornales, Cornaceae.
GUGGUGUAUAAUUUGACCUCUUCUUCACACGUAACUGUGAGAGAACAAUUCUGAUUCAAGAAAUCGAAAGCUCUGAGUCACCAUAUAAUCUCUAUGGUUCGCUAUUAAGAAGAGAGAAGAACACAGAGCAACAGAUAGGGCCUCUGUAUUUGUGUGUGUAUGAUACACACACUUAUAUACAUACAUACAUACAUGUAUAUAUGUAAUGGUAUGUAUAUGUAUUGUUAGGGCAUGGAGGUUGAGGUAUCAGGUUCGGAGCUCACCGGCGGUGGCCGAAUCGAGAGGGUCAAGACAGAGAAGGAUAGGGUUCGGGUGAAGAGGAAAGCGUUGGAGGCUGCGCUUGAGGAAUGUCAGAGAGCUCUCCAAUUGAUCAGUAACACCUCCUGUGUCGACGGAGAAGCCGAUUAUGCGGAGGCGGCGGAGGAGGAGGAGUGCGCCGAGGCUUCCUCAGGGCCGUGCUGCGACAGUGAGGCUGAUGAGAUGUGUGAUCUUCUCAAGUCUAGAGUUGAAUGCCCUGAUUUCCUCGAAAAGCUAGAGAGUGCUCAGGCUUCAAUUCCUCAAAAUAUGACCGAAGAAGGUAAUUCUUGGGACAUGGUCAAUGAAAAUGAUAUAUGGGAAGUUGGCAAUAUCGAGCUGGACCAUGAAGAGUACGUUCUAAUUAAGCAAGAAGAUAUAGUGGAAGGUGUCGCAUGCUUCAUGGCUGCAUAUCUAUUAUCCCUUAAAGAGACCAAGGAUUUGACCCCUACUCAACUCCAGGAAGCCCUGAGCAAAACAUUCUCUGUAAAGAAGAAGAAGGGAAAGCUUCGAAAGGCAUGGGAUGGAAGCAAAGUCAUCUACAAUGUGGCGUCCUGGGGGGCGACAGCUAUUGGGAUUUAUCAAAACCCGGCUCUUCUUAGUGCCGCCUCAGCAGCUUUCUGGACUUCAUGUCGUGUUAUAUCUAAGAUCUUCUAAUCUGCUUUGUGCUGCUCGGAGAAAGUCCUGGACCCCUGAUGCAUAGGGUUCUUCAGUGUUGUGCUGCCGAAACAGCUUCGUAUUCGGCCUACUGUGCAACACCAGCGCCAUUCUUUGUGUGCGCUACGGAUGCACUGAAUGCUGUGACAUUAGAUCCUGUAAAUAUAUUCAGUUAAAGAAAUUCUACGUGCAGAUACAGUUGAUUAGAAUCGGUCUUAAUGUAAUGGUUCUUGAAAUCAGCUAAAGCAUUUCGAAGAGCCUUUUUAGGGCCUUUCAUGUAUACCAUUCUUCACAAAUCAAUAAAUAAUGGUAUAAUUUAAUUGAUUGGAAAGGAACCCUUCAUUUGUUCU